GUUCCUGCUUUAAAUCCGUGCACCAUGAGCAGCAGGGGAACCGUAGCACUGGGGAAGGGAGGGGAAAGCAUGGGAGCAUUCUCUGUCACUGUGAGGAAAUGAUGCAAAAGGAAGAAUAUUUAUUUUGUACAUAGCAUGUUGGAGAUCUCAUUAUAGAAAGUUUAAGACAUGUAGCAUUACCCACAUGCCUAGUGUUGAGAACUGUAGCUUUUCUUUCUCUAAACAAGUAUCUCAAGAAUUGAAUCAAUACCUUCAGGUUUGACUAUGAAAUUGUCUAGAAGUAAAGUACAAUGAUUUAUCACAUUUGUUUUUAGCUGUAGAAAAUACAAAGCCACCAUUUCUUUUCUAUUCAUUGCAUUCAUUUUCUUCUAGGAUGUAGCAGUUCUGUGUAUUGCCUAAAUACCAGACCAUUUCAGAUGAUCAGUGUCUUAGUUUGAUCUUGAAAGGCUUAGUAUGUAAUAAGAAGCACCAAAUUGUAGUGUAUCUCUAAUAUGCUUGUCUAAUUCAGUGCUGUGUAACUUGAAAACCCCUUCUUAGCUUUUUCUACUUUUGUCACUAAUUAACAUUUAGGUGUUUUGUGAUAAUUUCUCAAGUUCUUCUGCAAUAUGAAGUUCAUGUCUACUUAGAGAAAAUAAUCGCCAAUUUACUUAUACAGUGCAUAUAAAUUAACCAACUCUUUUGUUCUGUCUAUACUUAUAUGCAGUCAAGAAACCAAUUUAUUCAUGUUUUUCCCUGUAAGGCACCAUAGCUUGUAAGCAAGGAGAAAAAUAUUUUCAGCUGUGCAUAUGAUAUCAAGACCUCCAAGAAAAUUCUGUUUUUAAUAGGGUUAUUGCAUUUUGACACAUACAGUGUGAAACUGAGAGAAGUAUAAAGUAGUUUAGAUGCAAAGUUAUCAGCUUAGAGUACUUUAAUAAGGGAUGCUGAAACAUGUAUGGAAAUUUCUGCUGGGGUUUGUAUGUUUAUCAUGUUUUAAAAAGUGGGAAUAAUAAAGAAUAUUUGUUCUAGAUCUCAGAAGCAGAACCAUCUGCAGCAAUGACUUCCUGAAAAACUUGUCUUUUGUUUUAGUGGGUGUGAGACCAUGAUCUCUAUAGAAUCAUAGAAUGGUUAGGGUUGCAAAGGACCUUAAGAUCAUCUAAUUCCAACCCCCCUGCCAUGGGCAGGGAUGCCUCACCCUAGACCAUGUCUAUAUGUUGUUUUGUCCUGCUGUGUCUUGCCUGCUUCUUUAUCUGUGGAAUUUUUGUGUUAUACGUAUGUGUCAAAACACAUUAUGAGAAUGAAUUGAUAUCUUGUUUGUUCAGACAGAUGGAAAUAAUAAAUUUUGUCAGAAAAUAUUUAUUCCCCUAAUAUUUUGACAAUAUAAAUACAGGUUUUGUAUCUAAAAUAUAAUAGCUAAAUUAACAUUUUUUUGGUUGAAUUAAAGGGCUCCUUCCUGUUAUAUCUAGUUUCUUUUAAGUGUUAUGGGGGAAAAAAUGUUAUGAAUUACUGUUUGAUAUUAGCCUUGUGUGUUGCAGUUGCUGCAGUAAGGAGAAGAUGUCCUUAUUUGAUCAGAUCAAGUUAUGUGUAUGUGUAGGAGAAGGAGAGAGUGGUCUAAUGUGUGACUUGCAGCUAGGACUAGAUACACUGAUUGAACAAAUUGUGUUUCUUUACAUUAUACUUCUGGUAAAUCCUGACAUUGUUAAUCAGUGUCUUUUGCAGUCUGAAGAAAUAGAAUGUUCCUCAAAGCAAGUAAUGCUGUAGGAAGCUACUUGUUCAGGACACUAGUAUGGGGUUUCCCACCCAAACCUAGCUGAUGGGUUAAGAGGUAACGAGGUCAAUGCAGUUCUAAGUCUGUCACAGAAGAAAGGAAGAUGAUGGUGAUGGGAUUGAAUAACAAGGUAUAUAUUCGUAGUACAUUUAAAAAAAGAAGUCACAUGUCUUUAUAUAAACACACACAUAUAUUUAUACACGUGUAGAUAAGCCCCUAGGAUAACUGUGACCACUGUAUGGAUAUCUGUCUUCAACCUGUAAAGAUGAUUAUGAGAUGUCAAGCCCUGUCCAGUUAAGAGCUGUUUUUGGCAAAGGGGAAGGGCUUAAACAUAUUUAUGCCCUUUUCUAGAAGCUCCAGUUCUCCAGCCUGGCCCUGAAUGUCUUCUGCUGCAAACUGACCCUUUCUCACUGCUAAGGCUCUGUUCGCCUUCCUACAAAUGCCUUCAGGAAAGCACUGUUGGCUCUUAAGCUGCACCUUCGGUUUGCUAUAUUAAGAAGAGACACUACAACUAAUUUGGCAGACUGGAUCUGUCAAGACAUUUGAAGAUAUUUGAUCUGCUGACAUAAGGAUUUGCUUUUUCAAGGAAGGAGCCUCUGCACUUCUUUUAGAAUUGUUGUUGAUCGGUGGUUUGCUCCACUUUUCCUGAUAUUACUAAUGGGAAAAUUGUAUUAAGUUAUUGCUUCUGAAACUAUUAUUUACAUUGACAAAAAUAACUUUGUAGACUUAACAGCAAGUGAUGACAAUAUGAAGAAAUUGUAGGUGGUGACUUCUCUGCUCCAACAUCACUUUUCUGUGCACAGAAUGGAAUACUAAACAAGAGACAGUGCAUUAUUAAGAUACUUUGGCUUGCUUUUUGACUACAGUUUAUAACUGCAACAGGGCUGCACUGAACAUUGAAAAUAUGAAGUCAGCAAAUCUGCUGCCUUUCUCACUGCUGAUAGAGAUUAUACAGAUGCUUGCCUUUUUGAAAUGCCUUUUGUGAAACUGAUGUACACAGCCCUCCACUGUUACUGUACAUAACUAUAUAGUUGAGGAAGGAAUUUGACAAGUGGUUGUUAAUUUAAGAAAUUUUUGGACAAGCACUCACUUAUGUAUUGCUGUAGUACACAAGAAAGCAAAAUGGACUAUAAGCGGCGCUUCUUGCUUGUCGGGUCCAAGCAAAAAGUACAGCAACAGCAGCAGUAUCAAAUGCCUGAGCUAGGCAGGACCCUGAGUGCACCACUGGCAUCUACAUCCCCAGCAUCCCCUUUGGUGUCCUCAGCUGCUGCAGGCAGCUGCAGCCACACUGUGUCCCAUAUGACUCCGAUUGCAGACAUCCAGCAGGGAAUCUCCAAAUAUCUGGAUGCACUCAAUGUGUUUUGCCACACAAGCACUUUCCUCACAGACCUUUUCAGCAGUGUAUUUAAGAACUCACAGUAUUCUAAGGCAGCUAUGAAACUGAAAGAUGUGCAGGAACAUGUCAUGGAAGCAGCGAGUCAACUCACGGCAACAAUAAAACCAGAAAUAGCAAAAAUGCUGAUGGAACUGAGUGCAGGAGCUGCAAACUUUAAAGAUCAGAAAGAGUUCAGCCUACAGGACAUUGAGGUACUUGGGCGAUGUUUCUUGACGGUGAUGCAGGUCCACUUUCAAUUCCUGUCACAAGCUGUGCAGAAAGUCCAGCCAGUGGCACACUCUUGCUUUGCUGAAGCUGUAGCCCAGGAGAAAAAGAAUGUUAGUGGAGCCAGAACCUCAAGUUUAAGCCCCACAAAUGAGCUAGAAGAUGCAAUAAGAUCAUGGAGAGGAGCAGCAGAGGCAACAUCUCAAUUACGAGAAAGAGGCUGUGAUGGAUGUUUGGCAGGAAUUGAAGUUCAGCAACUUUUCUGCUCACAGAGUGUGGCAGUCCCUGAACAUCAGCUCAAAUUGCUAAACAUGAAAAUUGACAGUGCUUUGCAGGCUUACAAAGUGGCUUUGGAGAGUUUAGGCCAUUGUGAAUAUGCGCUGAAGGCUGGCUUCCACUUGAACCCAAAAGCUAUUGAAGCAAGCCUUCAGGGUUGUUGCAGUGAAGCUGAAGCCCAGCAAACAGGAAGGAGACAGACGACUCCUCAGCCCAUUCAGUCUGAACUGCCCACUGUUCCUGUUCAAAUAGGAUCACAUUUUCUGAAAGGAAUAUCCUUUAAUGAGUCUGCAGCAGAAAACCUAAAGCUGAAAAUGCACACGAUGCUGCAGUUGAUUAAGGAAGCCGGAUGCCAUAAUGGACUUACACCAUGGGAUGAUUCUCCUGUUACUGAAGUACUAAAUCAGGUUUGCCCUUCCACUUGGCGAGGAGCCUGCAAAACUGCUGUACAAUUGUUGUUUGGCCAAGCUGGACUGGUGGUUGUGGACACAGCACAGAUUGAAAAUAAAGAAACUUAUGCUCCUCAGAUAAGUUUAGAAGGAUCCAGAAUUGUGGUGCAAGUUCCAUCAACUUGGUGUCUGAAAGAAGAUCCAGCAACAAUGUCUCUGCUACAGAGGAGUCUGGAUCCAGAGAAGACUUUGGGGCUAGUAGAUGUGCUCUACACUGCUGUGUUCGACAUACACAGGUGGAAGGAAGGAAGGGAGCAAGCUUUGCCUUGUAUUCAGAUCCAGUUACAGCGUGAAAUCUUAGGCUUUGGGAAUCAAGUUGACACGCCUUCUGGAAAUGGAAGCAAAUCUUCAGGUGGUCUGCAAAAGACGUUCUCAAAACUGACUUCACGGUUUACAAAAAAAACUUCCUGCACCAGUACAAGUAAUACUGGAAGUUACUCAAUCCCCAGUACACCUUCCAAAAAUGUCUUCAUAAGUUUCAACAUGGAGGAGAAAGCUAAAAUGCUCACUAACAUAGACGCACGGUUACAAAGCAUCUUGAAUAUUGGUAAUUUCCCUAGGACUGCAGAUCCACUGCAGUCAGUUCAGAACACAAAUAACCAGCUAGUGAAUGGGUGUCUAGUUCAAAGACAGGACAACUUCUUCAAACUGGAUAACAGCAAGGAUGACAAAGUUAUGAAUUUACCAACUGACCAAGAAAUGCAGGAUGUUAUAGAUUUCUUGUCUGGUUUUAACAUGGGCAAAUCCCAGCAGACUUCUCCAAUGGUGAAAAGAAGGAACUCUGCAUCCUCUACAGCAACAGAACAAAAAUCAGGAACAGUACAACAGCAACCGCAGUCUGUUUCUCACGCACCACUGCAUCCUUCCCAGCAAGGCUUGUCACAGCAACAACAAUCACAAAAGCAGCAGCAGCAAAUGCAGUAUUACCAACACUUGCUUCAACCUAUUGGACCACAGCAACAUGUACCUGCCAAAUGGCUAACUAAUUCCUUGCAGCAGCCAGCCCAAGCUGUUGGAGCUGGACUGCCUCAUAUACACCAGUGGAACAAUCCUGGUUUUUCAGAUUUAAGCUCUGAUUUGUACAGCUUGGGUCUUGUGAGCAGCUAUAUGGACAAUAUGAUGUCAGAGAUGUUAGGACAGAAACCACAAGGACCUAGAAAUAACACAUGGCCAAAUCGUGACCAAACUGAUGGAGUGUUUGGGAUGUUGGGAGAAAUCCUGCCUUUUGACACUGCAGUUGGCUCUGACCCAGAAUUUGCCAGCUAUGUUGCUGGGGUCAACCAGGCUAUGCAACAGAAAAGGCAAGCACAGCAUGCCCAUCGCCCAAGCAACACACAUAACAACUGGCCUUUCCUUGAUGAUCCUCAUAAAACCUGCCCCUUUCCAGAGCAUUUCACAGAAGGUGAUGUGACAAAUAGCUGGUCUGGUACUCAAGGAGACUCUGCCAGCUCAAGCGAUGAGGCCUCCUCAGCUAAUGGAGACAGUUUAUUCUCCAUGUUCUCAGGACCAGACCUUGUUGCUGCUGUGAAGCAGAGAAGAAAACACAGUAGUGGCGAGCAGGUACCUAGUGCACUACCAUCACCAACUCUUCUUUCUGCAGCAGAUGACCGUAAUGAGGAUAAGAAGACCAAGACCUGGCCUCCCAAGGCACCCUGGCAACAUCCAUCCUCUGUCAUGAGCACCCUACCCAGUCAGAAUACACCUUUGUAUCCCAUGAGCAGCCCUAUCAGCCAGUGGAGCGAUACCAUGCAGAUCCUGCAGUCACCCAUGUGGGCAGCAGCCAAUGACUGUGCUCCAGCAGCAGGGCUUUCCUCUAACUUUGCUUAUGUGCCGAAGCAAUCACAGCAGGCUUCCCAGCAAAAACAGAUGAAUAAGGACUUUAAAACUUUCCCAGGGAAGCAUGAAUGCAGACCAUCUUACCUGCAUCAGUACUGACUACUUCUCAUGUUGGGAAAUGGGGCCAAAAACAUAAAUUACCUGUACUUUGUUUCACAAUUGUGUAUUGGUUAUAUCCUGUUUAUCUCAUUAAAUAUGGAACUGAGGGGGUUUGGGUGAGAUAUGCAAAGUCUUGAAUUCUGAUUUACAGUGCUGAGCAAAUAUGACCAAUAUGUUUGUUUGGUAUACAGGAAGCAGCCCAAAACUGUAAUGUAGAAAUGCUUUUAAAAACAUGUAUAUUGCCUUUACUUUCAAAAGUUGGUGGUUUGUUUGUUUGUUUGUUUGGUUGGUUG
Messenger RNA from Pezoporus flaviventris, 6297 nucleotides. Its product is annotated as granule associated Rac and RHOG effector protein 1-like. The record is from RefSeq and is a predicted model, not a curated record. The transcript is spliced from 14 exons. NCBI's taxonomy places the organism in Eukaryota, Metazoa, Chordata, Aves, Psittaciformes, Psittacidae. Gene Ontology annotation, biological process: Rac protein signal transduction. Bases 2837 to 6004 code for a protein of 1055 amino acids. Gene Ontology annotation, molecular function: CCR4-NOT complex binding.